AUGGAGCUGUAUAAUACCACAGUGACAGAGUUCAUCAUGUUGGGGUUCACCACAGAUCCUGUGAAGCAGCGAGUCCUGUUUGUGGUGUUCCUCCUGGUGUACACAUUAACAAUGGCAGGAAAUUUCACCCUCAUCGUGCUGAUAUGCAAUGACCCCAGGCUCCACACACCCAUGUAUUUCUUCAUUGGAAAUCUCUCCUUUCUGGAUCUUGGGCUGUCUUCUGUCUACACACCAGAAAUCCUGAUCACCUGUGUCUCUGAGGACAAGAGCAUCUCCUUUGGUGGCUGUGUGGCUCAGUUCUUCUUCUCUGCUGCACUAGACUACACUGAGUGUUACCUGCUGGCAGCCAUGGCUUAUGACAGGUAUGUGGCCAUCUCAAAGCCCCUGCUGUAUUCUCAGGCCAUGCCUCUAAAGCUAUGUGUAUUCUUUGUAGCAGCCUCAUACCUUGGCGGCUUUAUUAACUCUGUCAUCAUCACCAAAGACACAUUUUCCUUGCACUUCUGUAGUGACAAUGUAAUUGAUGACUUCUUCUGUGACAUCCCACCCUUGGUGAAGCUGGCUUGUGGCAAGAAAGAUAGCUACCAAGCUGUCCUGUUCUUCCUCCUGCUGUCCAAUGUCAUAGCCCCCAUUGUGUUCAUCCUGGCCUCCUACCUGUUCAUCAUCGCCACCAUCCUGAGGAUGCGCUCCACCCAGGGCCGCCUCAAGGCCUUCUCCACCUGCUCCUCCCACCUGACCUCUGUGACCUUGUACUAUGGCUCCAUUCUCUACAUCUAUGCUCGCCCUCGAUCUAGUUAUUCUUUGGACAGGGACAAAAUUGUUUCUACAUUUUACACUGUGGUGUUUCCCAUGCUGAAUCCUGUGAUAUACAGUCUAAGGAAUAAAGAUGUGAAAGAGGCUUUGAAUAAACUUUUUAAAUAA
Molecule: messenger RNA, 918 nt
Organism: Dipodomys ordii (Ord's kangaroo rat)
Lineage: Eukaryota; Metazoa; Chordata; Mammalia; Rodentia; Heteromyidae
Product: olfactory receptor 1013
Exons: 1
Coding region: 1-918 (305 amino acids)
Biological process (GO): sensory perception of smell; G protein-coupled receptor signaling pathway
Cellular component (GO): membrane
Molecular function (GO): G protein-coupled receptor activity; odorant binding; olfactory receptor activity
Source: RefSeq, a predicted model, not a curated record